AUGGUAUGUUCAUCGCCAAAAGUAUUUGGGCCCGAGUAUUCCUUUGCACCUAGCAAAACUAAUAAAUCUCUACGAACGUAUAAUCAAUGCUUUGUUUCUUGUUAUGCCGUGGUGUUUGCACGUGGCCUCUUCGGGAUGUGAAAGUAUUUACGAGCAUUCCUAUAGGAAUGCUUGUAAAAUACUUCCACACCUGCAUCCCCUGAGUUUGAUAGCAGACCUAUUGCACGCGUUAGCAAUAGUCUUCGAAUUUAAAUUGACACAACGGAAAUCAGCUUACUACGUGCUUACAACAGUUCGAUGGACAAAAGGAAACAAAUGUCCUCCCUUUGCUAAGACAGUCUCAGUUGACCAUGAAAACAAAUGAAGGAGACUGUCUUAGCAAAGGGAGGACACUUGUUUCCUUUUGUCCAUCGAACUUUUGUAAACACGUAUCAAGUUGAUUUCCGUUAUGUCAAUAUAAAUGCGAAGACUAUUGAUAGCGCUAGCAAUAGCUUUGCUAGCAUGCUCAGGGGAUGUCGGUGUGAAAGUUUUUGCCUCAUCAGCCAUAGGUUGCGAUAGGCGUCCUACGCGGAUAAGGAAGAUAUGACACCUGAGUCAGAUUACAGGUGACCACUUGUAUUAUUGACGUGCCUGUUAGGCCACAAAAUUCUGAUCCGUCAACUCUAAUCGACCAUUGCACGAAAUUGUAUUUGCGUAACGCCGACGGGCUCAACUUUUUUGAAAAAAUGAGGUGUGUAAGAACCUUAGCUUGAUUUUUCCUUUUCGUCAAUUAAAAUAGUGUUGUUUUUCGAGCAACUGCCAUUAUCGUUCGAAUCAGUCUGUCUCUUCAGUUUAUUAUUUUUUCCCAUAAUUAUGCGUUCUGUGCUACUGAUCCACCAACUUGUUCUUUUUCGGUAUCUCUCGGAGGCUGCGGUUAUGACUUACAUAGUUCUUUGCGGAUAGUUCCCAGCAUAAAUCGCCCGAUAAAAGAGAUGUUGGUCUCAAACUCCUAGGAGGCCUGAAAUGAUAAGGUGAAGGCUUGUUAAAAGUCACUUUUGAAUGACUUGCGCUAGGCGCAUUCUUAAUGGCCUUUUAUAGUUCUUGUGGCAUGUGAGUUUUAGUUUAUUUGUACUCGUUGAUUGUUGUAUCUAUUCGUAGUUGAGUCCGCUGCGUCCUGUUUUUUUGUUCAGACAUCUAUGUAGAGUAGCUUUUAUCUCCCCAUUAGACCGCUGACCGCAUUAUGUCAGUGUUACUGUAGACCUCUGUCGACACUUUGUGCUAGCCGACGGGCUUUACUACCGAAUUUCGAUACAAUAUUGAGGAGUGAGAAAUGUCUUGGAGACCCAGACAUUUACUCGCGAAAGGCUGAAAAAUUUGCGACAGACUGUCAUCAAAUGCAUUUGCUGGAACCUUUGCCUGCUGGGAGCUCACAUCGUUAUUCUGAAAAGUCACGUGCUGUCGUGGGAUAGGUCGGCUGCAAUCAACAUCUGCAUGCUUAAAGUUUGAUGAGUGGAGACAUGUCUGAUCUAUCCUUUAUCUCCAGUGGUCCGGCGACGGACCGCAUAUUCUUGAGGAGAAAGGGCGGCUGCUGCCACCGUUACCCAAUUUUUUUUAAGUCGGACGCGAUCGAUUUUUAGUGCUGCCUACUACGCACUGAGCUUGACACAGCGAUUUAUGCUCUCAUUUCCGGAGUUCUGAGCCUCAUCGAAAUUGCAGCUGCUUGCUAAGGACUCUGCAAACACUGCGACCUUCGAAUCGAGUCAUCGACUAUUUUGCUGUAAAUGCAUAAGACGAACAACAGCUGGCUGUUCAUGCUCUGUGAGACGAGUCGGAAGGAAUCGAUCUAAAAGGCCAACUGACACAUGGGAUGGAGAAAUAACGUCGGCCUACCGAUACCUUGAAGUUAUAUCCUCGAUCCACGGCUACUUUGUUUACGUAGACAUUAAGACCUGCGGUCAACGUAGAUACAGAAAAUCCCUUGGUGUUGGUAAAUUGCCUUGGAGAGUUUUGUUGGAUAUCAAACUUUGUUUACAUGGCAAGAGGCAGAAUUUACGAGGGAUCAGUGUUUUGACUUGAAGGUAGUAUACUGGACAAUUAUGGGCUUCUAGGCGGUGAAUUGGGCGGAUUUGUACUGGACAAAAAGGUAUGCGCGAGAGCGAAAAUCAGAAAAGCCGGUGAUAGGUAAAUCGGUGAUUAUCCAUUCGCCGAUCUUAGGCGAAUUAUCUAUUGGAUUAGUGUGUCCGCGUAAAAUGCCUGUCAAAGUUUCGGUUUUGUGAAGUAUAUAACAAUUUUUCAGAGUGGCGAACACUUGGGUCACCUCUACUCUUCGUCUGCUUGUUGGCAUCUAGCCCCAUCUACUGCAAUAAUAGUGCGGCGGCUGUGAAGUGACAGAAAUACCGGCUCCCGUUGAGCGAAAACAAAAAAGCGGUUUUCUACAAUGGAGUAAAUGACGGCUGUGACAAAAAAAAUCAGACAGGUAAACCCAAAUAAGCAUAUAAACCGAGAGAGAAAGAAAAGGUUCAAUGUUAAGAUACUUCACAUGCAGUUCGCGCUCAUCUAUCCAGAUUAAAUAACAACUGCCCAUGUAUAGACGCCAGAUAUUUCGGUUCGAGUAAUAGUCCAUUCGGAAGAAUUCCCGCUGUACUGCUUCAACACGCAUUUUCGACUAAGUCAAUAACUAAGCCAGUCAAAUGCCUGUCUCAUCAAAUAACCUUUUGAAAAGCAAAUUCAGUCUUUUCACACUCUACAAGCAUCUAUUAGAAAAGGGAAUUAUUUUACAGGCUAAGUGCUCUCAGGUAACCGUAGAAAAUAAACCCUUCUAGUGGUGCCAUUGCACGCACAGGCUUUACCUCGGCCAAAACAACUUAACGGUGACUGGCAUACUUUCACUUGGAUAGUAGUUUGCUGUUUGCCAUCCAAGGAAAAUGGGACGAAAGAGCUAGCUCCAUCAUGUAACCACAUCAGACCGAUGAAUGUCACUCUCAUUUAGUACGAGUGGUCUGCAUCAUAGACGAUCUAAUUGGAUUGGUGUCUCAGCCGUUUACUGGGAUAUUUACUUCGAGCUUUCAUGUCUUGUGGAUACAUAGUGGCAGCUUGACGUCGCACAAUAGAAGCCAAUUUUUCAAAUUCACCAUGCUAAUUCUUGAAUCCCUUUAGUUUUGCGUGCAUUUUUGUAAUAUUUUAGAUGUGUUUUACGGUCAGAAUAGCAAAUUACAGAUGCACGGAGAUGAGCGCAUUGCGGAUGACAACUGAAGAGUAGAGGGAAUUGCUUUCAAGUCUAAUAUUUGUAGUUUGCGGCUUUGCAUGUAUAGACGUGCUUAUAUCAUUGCACUACUGCGAUUCCUGAUAACAUGAUUUUUAUUUCGACAUAUUUACUUAGUGAGGGCUGCAAGGUCUUUUGACGUCGACUUCAGAUAUUAUGUGGGGAAUGUCGUUUAAUUGGAGGACUCCCACCCAACAGGGGUGGUUGUCUAACAAAAUGAAUUACUCUGAUAAGCAUUAUUUAUUCUCAAACUGAAAGAUAAGAAUGGAUUACUCUCAAUGGAUUACACUCAUCAACAGAGGGGCUGUACGAAACAUUUAUUAUGUCUUACCUAUUAGUGGAACUCCCACGCCAAGUCAUUUCCCAACAUUUUAGGCGAACGAGGACAGAGUAUGUUUUCGGUCUGCUGACGAAGUUGGCAUUUGCUCCAGGCUUUUCUUCUGCUGGGUCAAUCCUGUCCUUCGCAUAACCGGAAAGCGUCCUCUGAAACAGGAUGACAUGCCCUACACGAUUCGGAGCCAUUCUUCGGAAAAAAUCACCAUGGAUCUGCAAAAGUAUGCUUUGCUUUACCUACGUUUUUGGGAAUUGGGAUGUUUGAGGUGGAUUUCAUCUUGUAACCGAUAGUGACGCAAGGGCGAGAUUUUCUACGGCGUACGCUGCAUCGCAUGUCUGCAAAAUAUCUGCUCCCUCCAAGCUACGCAUGCCGCUGCCGGCAGUUCGUAAGUACUGCAACAGUUCCCGAGGGGUGCAUCGUGUGACUUUGUUUGUGAGGGAAACGUCGGCAGCCCUACCUAACUCUCCUGCAGGUCAAGGCGAUUUCAGAUGGACGUGGAUACAGUGACUGCUCCGUUAAAAAAACCACAGCGUAUGCUUGCACAGAAACACCGGUCACCACUGCCAAUUGCAGUAAGCAUUGCCACUAAUCGUAGAUAUGAGUCCAAGCUGUGGAUCUUAGGUGCUUAAACCUUUCGGCGAAACUUACGAUGCCUGACAGAAGAUACCUUUUAGGAAAUAUUAUUCAUUCAGAUCUUACCAUAAAUUUGGGGGAAAUUUUGACUGAAAAGCCAAAGGGAGUUACAUCACGUCAAAGUAUUAUGCAACCUCGUGUCGCAUAACUCAUGAAGGUGACAGGUGAAAUUUGCUUUCAUUCGGAGAAUGCACAUGAAAGACAUUUUAAAACAGCCAAAUCUGGUUAUUAUCACAACUGACCAGGGGGGGCAUAGCAGCAAAAUGUUUGGUAUUCAAAACAUGCCGAACUUUUUCUGACGCCCAAGCCAUGUACACCGGUAUCAGAUUGACUUGUCUCUUAAAUAAUCAUGCAUUCGAUAAUUGCAUUAUAAUGCACAAUAACGGGGAAUUCUAAAAGGAGCUUGGAAGGGUGAACACAGGCUGAACAACUUUGGUCCACCUAGUCCGUUUGAAAUGCGAAUAUCUGAGAAACGUGAGGGCAGCUGCAUUGCAGGUCCACUCGUUGGUAUAAAUCAUCUUACACUUGCUUACAUUUGAAAAUAAAUUUCGUCCUUAAAUGGCAAGAAUGUGUCGAAAAACUUUGGAACUGGUUACUUCUUCAAGCUCUGUCACAGAAGAUUGUUGUGCUUUCAAGUAAAACGUUCUGACUGAUUUUUUUUGCAGAGGUUGAUUGUAGGAGGUCGACUUCUAACAAUUAUCUCUACCUUUUUGUAAUCUGUCUAUAAUCCACAUGCACGUUUCGCCCGCUAUUGGUUUAGCGGUUUGCCGGAUCCAAUAUUUUUCCAAGGUAUGAUUCAGCCACUCCCUCAGUUGGCUAUUGCCGCGAUACGGGUGCCAAAUCAGACAGGGAUUCGUGAGACUUACGCUGCGAAAUACCCUACCGGUCGAUAGAGUACAUGAAUAAACCACUAAUGUAACACAAUUAAACGGAAAUAUUCCCGAUGGGUCACACAGUUGCACCUCGGGACUGUGGUCCAGUCUAUUUUGGAGGCACCAGUCACCGAGUACACGGCGUGACCGAUCUCAUGAAUUGUUCGCCAAAAUUCUGGAUUGCGUUUCCGAUAAGGAAUACUUACUUAAGUGGGGUUGUUAUACUGAUUGUCAUGCAGCAUAACCCUAUAACGUUUCGGACUCGCGGGAUGCCGGCUUUUGAAUGCACUUCUUUUUGACCUCAUGCAGAAACCACAUUCGGUAAAAAUGACUGCUUAAGUAGCAUGCAUUUUUCCUAUUGAUUUUCGAUAGUAUUAUAAAUUCAAAUAUAUUUUAUAGAGAACAUGCACUAAAGUAUGAUUUCUUUUGUUCAUUUGGUAGGAAAUCAAAUUUUCACCACAUCUUAUGCCCGAAGAAAGUGUAUAUUUUGGCUUUAAAAAGGUUUCCAAAUUCCCGAAUAAUUUUUAGCCUGAUCUGCCAUUGCAUCAGCGGUUAGCAACUCCAGUCUACAACGUGCAUGCUUUCCGCGUAAGAAAAAUCAUAUAUUUCUCUAUGCCUUUAAGAAGAUACCACAUAGAGUUCAUGAAUUUUCACAAUGUAUCCGGUUUGUGUUGCACAUUUAAUGAGGAGCAUUAGUAAAUGGACAUGUGCGGUCUUCCACGCAUGGACAUCGCACGGUCUUGAAAAUUUCAUAAUUAGAGACUUUUGUAAAACCAAAAUAUACACUUUCUUCGGGUAUAAAAUAGGAAGACAAUGUGAUUUCUUACCAAAUGGGCAAAAGAAAGCAUAUUUGUGCAUGUUUUUUUAUGAAAUAUAUUUGAAUUUAUAAGACUUCAAAAAUCAAUAGGAAAAAUGUACGCUACUUAGGUAGUCCUUUUUUACCGAGUGUGGUUUCUGCAGGAGGUCAAAAAGAAGGACAUUCAAAAGCCGACAUCCCUUCGAGUCCGGAAUGUUAUCAGUAUAAUGGUAAUCAGUAUAACAAUCCGACUUAAGUAAUCCUUCCUGAUCGGAAACACAUUCAACAAUUUCGGCCAACAUUUCAUGAGGUCGGUCACGCACUGUAACUUGAUAUUUCGCAGAUAAAUGGAGUUUCACCAGCACAUUGCGCUGCUGCAAACUAGAAUGGUAGGAUGUAGUUAUGUAGCCGGACGAAAGCCCCAACCAAGUGGACAUUGAAGAGCACCAUUUUGCCGCAAAAAGCAUCGGCAAGGUCCCGGAAGUGGGAGAUGGGAAAGCGAUCUCGGUUGGUUACUUUGUCCAACGAACAAUAAUCAUUGUAGGCUGCAGCCGCCAGUGAUGGCCUCGCUGACUGUGUGCUGGGUAGCCGCCCAGGUUUGUAAGUGUCGGUAACAAGGACGACUAAUGGUAGAGUGAACACAAAUUGCCAUCAGAUCUCCAUUGUUCAGCGAAAUCAAUGAUUGCCAAGGUCCGAGGGGAACACGUUUUUACCAUGCUAUAUUUGAGUUAUUGUGGCAACAGUCGCAUCUAUCGCACCUUUCUAGAGUACUGACGAGAAGAGUCCAUUUCCAACACUGAGGAUUUUAUCUUACGCCACGUGCUAGACCGCAAUUUUUUAUUAGCAGUUGACUCCCGCAGAAUGGCAGGAUGAUAUGAACAAGCCAUUUUUGAAGCCUGGUUAUGCUUGGAUAAUAACUACAACAUGUAGAGCAUUCGUAGCCGGGGUCAGCAACUGCGAUCCCGGGUAAGAUGUGGUUAUGUGGCCGCACCCGAUGGACACAGUACUGUUGACCUACUUAAUUAUUUUGAGUUGGUGUGCUUACGUUGGCAUGGUGUUGCUGUGCGUUGCGGUGUGUAUUCUUUUGGCUACCUUGUUUCUUUAUUGCCGUGUCCACCUUAUUUGGCCCAAUACCUGUGGUUCUUCUUGACUUUCAGUCUGUCGUCACCUAACUUUCACGUUGGAUGUUUCAGGGUUACGGUUUAGGUCUGCGGUUAAAGGUUAGAGCUAGGGUUGGAGCUAUGGUUAUGGUUAGGGGUUACGGCAACUAUUUCCCAACCAUUUACUGUACAAUCUCGCAUUCCCAAUAGCUUUUCUUUUUGCCUACAACUGCUUGACCUCGUCAUCUGUGGGUUCCGCGACUCCAUCCGUAAAAGUGGUUGGGUUUUUCUUACUUCAGGUGCGUCUACAUAACUGCAUCUGAUUACUAGACUUUCCGCCGCAACGUCAUACAGUUGAAUCUUCGCGUCCUACUGGACUUCACAGCGAAACCACAUGCAUUUCGAAGAUCGACUAGACCUACUAUUUACAAUUUAUGUUGUAGCGGCUAUGACAUUGAAUGCGUCUUAACCACUACAAUAACUAUGACCCAAGAAGAAGAGAAAGACGCGGGUGAGCAGGGUCCUUGGCAUUGGCUUAAUUAAAUCACCCAUGUAACACGACGAUCUUUCAGUUCGUAACUAAAAGAUGUUUCCCGUAGGCUACGCAGAUCCAAAUCCGGACUGUUGUUCAUAAGUCGAAGCCGCAGUCUACUCUGGAGGCGCCGGUUGCCGAAUAUCUUGAUUUUCUGCAGAUCAUUGGAAUUUUAACAGUCCACUGCGUUGCUGAAAACUAUAGUUUCCACCGUAACCCCGUAUAGUUGAAUCCUUGCUUCCUGCUGGACUUCAGGGCAAAACUACAAGCACUUUGAAGAUCGACGGAACCAACUAUGCAGCUAUGUGGCGGCUAGGAACGUGGAUGUGUCUUAACCAAUAAAAAAAUAAUGAUUCGGUCCCGUUUUGUAGGAGAAACAGAACGGCACCAGCAGAAGUCGUCUAUUCUGUCCUGAAACUCGGCGAUGGUCGGAGCCCGCGGCAGUGGCCAACUCGGGGCCUGAGUGCCUUUCCGCUUUAGUAGGUUUGUGAGAGCUGGUUCAAGUGUCUUGGUGCCCAAGUGGCGUGUGUUGCAUAAGUCGCGGAGCGACAUGUUCAAGUGGGGCGCAUGGACGGCUGUGGCCAUCCAUGUGAGAAGGGGUGACCGCCGCUUUGACGUUCCUAGCUUUCGGUUUCAGUUAAGUAUCAAGCCCGAUCAAUUGCUUUCUGUUAACGACGUUUGCCGAACCGGACAACGCCGUCGGCGUAAUCAAGGUCAAAUGUGGUAUCUUGCUGACUUGGCUUCUCAUCUAGUCGUAAAGUAAUAUUAACGAAACAGAGUCCAAGAGGACUGUUGAGAAAACAGCCUCGUUAGUAGUCGGCGCUGACGAGGAAUUACUAGCUUUCUUCGCCGUAGAGUGACUUUGGAAUAGACCCUUAUCAGGUUAGUGGAUUUCUGGGACAUGUUAUGAUUCUCCAUGAUUCUCUAGAGGUCAGUUCUCUUUACUGACGCGAAGGCAGCAACGAAAUCGAGAAGCUAGACUAUAGUUAUCUGCGGAAGCUAAUGUCUGCCAUAGGCCUAAUCGCAGGAGGAAUAUGUCCUUGGUGCACUCUAUGUCAGAUUCGAAUCUUUGUCCGUACGUUCCUACCUAAAUAAUGUCCGCGAAAAUUUCGGCGACGUCAGUCAGCCUGAUUCUUCUGUUAUUGCAACAUUCCGUAUUUUUCUAGUCUCGAAGAACCCCAAAGAAGUUGGAGAGUGAUUAAACAGGACGACUCCAGCGCUGUGAUUCAUACUCUGACCCCAACGACCGGUUGGGCUACAGAUGUGCUAGACAAGAAUGUGAGUAAGGUUGGCUCGCAGCACCUGUUUUCGGGUCUGCGCUGCGUCCGCACGCGCUCAUAACCACUGUCUUACAUGCAUGCAAUGGAACGACUUGGACGUAGGCCUUUACACAGCGCCAUCCACUGCACUCAAUCCCAGCAAGCGUUGGUUGACAGGCUCAAGCAGUCGAUUGGUGCAUGGGAGAGGGAGCAGAAAGUGAGACCGACGCUGCUAAAUCUAUCCUCACGACAAAUCGGCGCAUUCCGCACCCUAAUACGUCUGCCGCUCCUGAACCUAUUACGACCUGUAAUAGUCUUGGCCUGAAAGGUCACAAACAGACGCGAUAACUGGGUCCUUCUCAGGAUGGCCAGUCAGACUGCAGCGACUCCUCAGUGUGGCCUUUAUCGCUUUUUCACUAGUGAAUAAUCUCGGCCGUCGCCUACAGCGGCCAUUUACAUGCAGUGGGGAUCACGUCAUGCGUGAGGCACUGGGGCAGUACGGCCCAGCGUCGCGCCAACUCCAUGGGGGACCCGGUUGGCGUCGUCGAUUGCAGCGGUAAAAAUGCCGUCGCCGUAGUAGUAGUAGCAGUAGUAGCAGCAGCCCUGUAAAAGUACUAACAGUAACAGUAAUAGUAGUAGCAGCAGCAGUAACAGUAGUAACAGUAGUAACAGUAAUAGUAGUAGUAGUAGUAGCAGCAGUAGUAGUAGUAGUAGCAGUUGUAGUAGUAGUGGUGGUGGUAGUAGUAGCAGUAGUAGUAGUCGUAGUAGUAGUAGUGGUACUGGUAGUGGUAGUGGUACUGGUAGUGGUAGUGGUACUGGUAGUGGUAGUGGUACUGGUAGUGGUACUGGUACUGGUACUGGUAGUGGUAGUGGUAGUGGUAGUAGUAGUAGUAGUAGUAGUAGUAUUAGUAGUAGUAGUAUUAGUAGUAGUAGUAGUAGUAGUAGUAGUAGUCGCCACCAUCUCUGUCGGUCACGACACCCUGUCUCAACUACUAAAAUGUCUUCGAAGGCUUUUCAUUAGUAACACCAAAGUAGCUCUUGUGUGCCUCAGAUGGCAGUCCCCUCUCACUUUGAACUCUUUCCGCCAGGGUCCUCCAAUUUCGGCAACAGACGACAGUGCACGGUCGCGGUCCUUAAAAUGGCAGUCCCCAUAGUAUCUCAGUAAACCCCGUUCAGAGAGGACCGAUUGACCUGCUCGGUAGUAUUUCCAAUGCAGUGGCGUAGAUUAGUACUUUUGGCUGAGAGUUGAAUUUUCUUCGCGAUAAUUGAGAUACGUGAUGUACGGUGAGUGGAGACCCCUGGUUUCGACAACGUGUUCUGUCUCGGUCUGCAGCUUUCGCGGGUUUCUAUGGGACGCUUCGGAGACAGAAGAAAAAUGAUGUCUAAUUAUUUCUGCCUUUAACUUUUGUUGUCAAUAAUGCAUCAAUUUUUCACGUUAGGCAAUAUCUCCUAGCAGGAAGAUGCCACACAACAAUCAAACUCAAUUGUUUAAGUACUAAAACCUAUCGGAUAUCCUCCCCUACUUGAUUCGGACAAGAAUCCGAAACGUAAGGCGAACAAAACUCCUGUCCUAGUGAUCGUGUCUCCUUCAUAGUGGGUUGAACUGUCCAGGUAUGCCGACACGGAGAGGUCCAGUUUGGGCUAUCAUCGAGGCCAUCUAGAUCAGCCACGAUGGCAGCCGUACCAGGUACGAGUGGGUAAGCGCACGGAAGAUGUCAUUUACUGGCACGAGCGACCGGGCAACUGCAAAUCUCCAGAAUACGACGCACGGGCAGUGAAGUUCCAACCUCACUUCAAUCUCGACUGAUCCAAAUCUCUCACGCAACAAUCAAAUUUAGUUGCUUAAGUGCUAAAACCCAUCGAAUAUUCUGCCCUACCCGUAAUCUAAAGGGAAGUCGGUUGUGUUGACCUCUUCAACCUUGACAUGCGUCCGCCAGUCACUCGUCCCAGUUUUUUUUAAUCAUACGACCCUAACUUUCCCCAAUAUGAAGGAGAGCUGUUGGAACAGCCCGUUUGAUCUCUGCGAGUAAACAGCGAUGCAGACGGAUCCUCUGCCCAGGCGACAGCCCAUUCCGCCUCUUUAUUGGCCGGCUCUUGUCCAAUCCGUGUGUGCGUCUGUAGGCGUUCAUAGCUAUUUGUCUACAAACCGCCGAUUUCGGUAGCGACCUCGUCACAUUUGCUUGCAGUCAGCUGUUUGUGUGGUUAGUGUACUUGGGGCUAGCAUAGCACGAAAGAUGGGGCUCCUGCCGUGCUUUCCUUUUCACACUGUUUCCCUCCUCUGAAGGUGUUUUGUCGCCUUCUUAGCCCUGCAACUCAACAACCUUCGAAGAAUGAAAGUUCCUCUUUAAAUUCCCUGCAGCCUCAAUUACUUUCUUCCACGUAUAGUAUGUGCGUGUCUCCCAUCCGCAGUUACACCCAUUUAGCCAGGAUUAAAACACUGGUGAGCAACUGUUUUACUUAAUUACUUAGCGAACCAGUCUUCAUAUGCGUUGGCAGUUAACUUCUCUCAGUUCAGUAUUCGUUCACAAGAUAUGGUUUGCAGGUGGGGAACAUGUGUUGGAUCGUUUACGAGUUCAGACGACAAAUUCGGGCGGGACGUAUUAGGGGAAAAGGUCGUAUAUGUAUUCUGAGAACUUUCGAUUACACGAGUGAUGUUAGGCACGAUUUGGGCCAUAGUAGGCGUGGAACCCGAAGUUCUUUCGUGCAAAGUUAGCCGGGUUUUCUAGUCGGCCAGCUCUCAGUUCUACUGUGGCCAGGAUGUGUCCCCUCGAUGGCUUUGAUUGGUCACCUGACGCUCAGAUAGACCGCUCUAGAAAGUUAGCGACCGCACAGUGACCAAAAUCAGUCCGAUAUGUCAGGACGGAACUGGGAACAGUCUUUGCAUUGCUUCUUUCUAGCCAACGGGGGUGUUUGCUUGUCAUGCUAUCAUGAAGAAAAUAACUAACACAUAUUAGGAAUGCAGCAGGCCCUGACAUCGACUCUGUUCUCAUAUAGUGAAGUGGCUUUAGACAAUGAGGGCGGCCAGUUUCUAUACCACUUUUCGCUGAACCAUUGUAUGGCUGUUUGAUUAAGAUAGCUGUUUACAUAUCCUGCUUUAUUUAGCAUUUGAAAAACGUCUUUAGCGAGGGCAGGGUAUGCGACCCCCCUGGAUGGUUGUCCGAAAAUCUACCCUCCUUUCUAAUUUAGUUCAUAAUGGUAUUAGCUGCCAACAGGUCGUAAAAGACUCUAUGCUAUACGCAGAUCUCGACCUUUACUAGUGUUAUUGGCGUUAAAGAGCUGCCCGUAUCAGGCGCACAGUUGAAGUUGCUUGUCCAGCUUCACUCAGUAUUUGGAAAUUCAAAGGCCAGCUGGCGAACACGUGUACGUGUUCGUGAUGCAUCCGCAUCACCCCUAGAUUGGUGCCAAGUGCCAUCGUUGUCUGUUUAUUCUCGAGACGUCUGCCUUCUGAAAGUUGACUGCCGAAUUUGUCAGUGGAAAGUGUGGUAGAAUUGCGAAAUCUUGUCUUUUUUUCAACCUCCGACUUGACCGUGCAGUCAAGCGAUGACUCAUGGAAUUGAGGUUCACUUAUUAUCUUGUGAGACUUGAUUGGAAUUUAAAUGGACAAUUUAGAAGGUAGGAGGAAUGGCCUCUGUAAAAGUCGCGUUCGCACACACGAACCUAGUCAUCAGCAAGGCUGCACAUUUGGCUAAGUCCUGGACAUUGGUAGUUUUACCUCUUGUGUAGAUCAAAUACAGUUUAAAGCAUGUUCCUUCCUACUAUCUAAGGCAUGACUUCCCGUAAGCUUGUGUUAGUGAAGACAGUUUAAGCAUUCCUGCCUACCAAGAAAGGCCACAAGGUUUCAGUGGAAGACAAGAAGUUAUGGAUAGAGCCCUGGCCGCGUCAGAACAGGACGUUAUUACCUCGCACCGGACGUCCAUUGCGUCUUAGUGGCCGAAUGAUUUCAAUGGCAUCGAGACCAUUUUUUCCUCAAUUCAGGAUUCUCUCUGCAGGUUUUUGUUUAUAGACUGUGCAAGAUGUGUUGGUAUGACUUCUGCUUAAAAAAUAAUAAACGGACGCUAUCUCUUCCUUCGAGCAACCGAUAGUAGGCUCACUUCGAUCGCGGUCUGCGACUAAACGAUGUUUUUAUUAAAACUCAACCUCUACUUGGGCAUUUAAAAGUACUAUCUGUGUUAAUAACAGGUUAGAUUUUGAACUCAAAGGAAAAAGUAUACAUACUAAUGUGGUCAGAGUGCGUUAGGCAAUUGGCAGCUGCUGCCAACACAAUCAUAAUUAGUAUCAUAAAUUAUUGGGACUCCUCUUCUGUAUGUAGCUCACCGUGUGGGUUCCAGUUAAGGACCAUGCGAACAAGUUGCGUCUCUACGUCAGAGCAGACGGGAGGCCAUAUCGACCCCUAGCAUGCUUUAGUCGAACUGCCCUGGGUCUGCGUAAGUCAACAGUUCGGCUGCCGCAAGCAAUAACAUCCACAGAGUGUACGCAAUACCGGCGACUUGCGCAUCAAUUAGUUCAUAAUGAGGCAGACGUGCGCAGCAUUCACCUUACUGUCUCCUCUCUCAAACACACCUCAUCUGAUGACAAGACAAUAGCAAGACGCAGUGACUGCCCAAAGCUGAGCAGCUCGUCUACGUGUGCCACACACGACGUGGAUCCCACUGCGGGUGCCAGGCUACGAUAUAGGCAACUCGAACUGCAUAUGCCUGGAGGAGCCACAAGGGCUAGAUUGAGAAGGACGACUGCAGUCUUACUCUCUUGCAGUCACCCCAAAAUACUCGCAUUGGGGCCUGGUUUGCCCACCCCAUCUCUGUGUCCCUGAAUCCUUGAGUGUCGUGCACGAGUCAACUGCCCGAGCCUCGCGGUCAACUACCGAUGGCACUAAACGUCGUGACUGGCAGCGGCGGCCGAACAGCCUGUCUGCAUGACUUGUUUCCACGGCAUGCACCAGACAUGCGCCUUACAUUAGCGAGAUAUACAUGCACUGAUCUGCGGCUUUUUUGCCCGCCAUACGGGCGAUUGAUAAGUGGAUCAUCCUGUUUGCUUCGGGUGAUAGGCAUGGUGGUACGCGUCUGCGUGAGUCGAUUCCGACGAUGUCCACGGUGUGCUACGCAGCAGGGUGCAGCAGGCACGGUGACUUGCGCGUGAUUUACUUUGUAGUGAUACGGAUUUGCGCAGAAUCUACCGCACGCUCUUUUCUCCACUUCACAUCUGGACGCCAUGUCAAGACACAGUCAAGAAAACCAGAGGCGGAGGGAGGGCGUAGGCAGCUGACACGGCCGGGCCCGCACCUAGGCGUGCCACCACACCCCCUGGUCCACAACAUACACUUGACUAGGAUUUUUCACCAACAACAACAUCCCAACAGUGGUCAGGAUGACGGGGAUGACUGGGCAGCCAUGCCCACCACCUGUAUACCCAGCGGAAGCGCAUCUACCGGCAGGGAACCAGGUGUCAGGGGACUGCCAGCGCAUACCAGGCUGUGAGGGCCAUGGUUUGCUGAUACUGAUACAGCACACGCUUUCAGAACUGAGUAAUUAAUUGCUAACGUACAUGUUUGUGCCACGCACUAGGCAGGGUAUUUUACACGCUUUCGAAAUAUCAUGUCGCGCUUAUAAUCAGGGUUUGGAAGGCUGGGAAAUGGUUCAAUAGUGUGAUCCCACUUAGGAGUGAGGAUCAGAUGACAAUGGACCCUUUAUGUCUACUUUUUUGUACGUUACAUUUGCCUGGACUUUGUUUUGCCCUUCAUACCCGGUUAGGGGAGGGGGAGAGUGCCAGAUGUCAUAUGCGCCUCCAAGAAAGUCUAAGGUAAAAAACCUAGAAAGUCUAAGGUAAAAAACCUUAUUCCAGACCCUAUUAUCACACUCCGCCCUUAACAUCCGCGCUACACUAAGAAAACUGCAGCCACGAUGGAGUGUUCACUUCCUGAGGAUGGAGGAUGGGCAACUAUCCAAAGUAUUCUUCUAUGGAGAUGUCACCGGGAGCCUUCACCGACAAGAAGGUCCAACCCGGCGCUACAGGGAAAUGUUUAAGAAUUACUUGAGGUGGUUAAAAAUCAACUCGAAGACUUAGAAAGACUAUGAAGAAUCGUCCAGCAAAGAGAAAAGCAGUGAAGAUUGUAGCAGAUGUUUAAGAAACCAACCGGAUCGCCACUGCCAAAGACAAAAGAAUAGCUCAGAAAUCUCACGAGCCCCUGUCUUGUAAUGCUAACAUCUAACACCUCCCAACAUAUCUAUAUUGUCAUCGAACAUUCCGCUCGCGGAUUGGCCUAGUCUGACAAUGCAACAACCCGCCAACCCCAACUGCUGCCUCCCCCGCCACCUCUGCUCCGAGCCGCACGGCCUCGUCGACGGCGACCAUCCUCCCAAUCAAUAAUCUCGAUCCCAGUUCCCCGCCGUCGUCGAUCACCACCAUUUCCACCACAACCUUCGCUGCGACGACGACGACCACAACUACGCCGCCACCGGUCGAAACACUCCCGACGUCUCGUCAGCCAACCACCCUCACCACAACCACUCCACCUCCAGCGAUUUGGACUCGGUUCCAGCUUGUCUUUACUGCAAUCGCAUAUUUACCUCACGCGCAGUCCCGGUUGGUCUCUUGUGGAUUAAUCGCACUGCGAUCGGCGCACCACUGCCAAGACCCCCUACACACCGCAUCCGCCCUCGCUUUCCACACUUUCGCCGCAUGGGCCUAUUCGGUCACAUGUCUAUCCACAACGGCGGAAUUCACCGCACGAUUGAUGCGCCUUGCAUAUUGGCCAACCCUCCCAUCCCCAGCCAAAUCAUCUACCCAUCCAUUAGCGCUACCACCACUAUCAGAGCAACAGCGACUGUUCGCCGUGUGCCUGCGCGUGAGUUAGUUUAAAACGACGGUAGGCUUGCACAGCAUACCCGCACUCUCCUCUUCCCCCAAUUGUAUCCGGUUUUAAGUCAGAGUCAAGAAGUCCCGGAGAUAGUGCAGGUGACUGGCACUUAGGUCCCUACCACCACACACCCUGGUCUACAACGUACACGGACUAGGAUCUCACCCAAGAUAAAAGGUGGGGGGCGCGGGAUGGAUCUCAAUUGGCGCGGCGUGCGCUUACAAAUAGGCUUUUGGCCAUGCCCUCAGUGUUGGCAGUUGUUGCUGAUGCACACUUUCCGUAGCGUCUGCCGAUCUUCAAUCUUGCCUUUGUGUUAGUUCAGCGCAUCUGCCGCGUUGCCCUCUUUGGGUGCACAUGCGCCCUCUGGAACACCAUUCCGAAGCAAGCAUGCAGUCCACUCUGGCAUCACCGAUAUGGCGGCUGGUCGCCACAUGCCAAAAGGUUAUCACAUCUCAAGCAAGUGAGAAGCAUAUCCCUCUGCAGAGCCUGGUGUGGACCGGAUCGUGUCUGGCACGCGUAGACUAACCGUCUGGCUUUGUCAGCUACUGCGUCCCUGUCCUCCUGACACUGUCGCGCCAUCUCGUCGGAGUAGGUGAGAGGGGGGGAGGGUGCGCAAGUCUGUUUUACUGUGAAAAGGUCACGUACAAUUCAGUGCCCCAUACUCAUCGCGCGAUAGUUGUGGACAUCGUGGCUUGCAGCAGGCAAACCAUAUUAGGUUAAAAUGAAACGGGCAAGCCUAGAAGCAUUGGCUUUGCUCUAAAUACAGCCAGUCUCGUGAAUCGUCAUCGUGGACUACAGUUCACAGUGCGGUCUUUCCACGGUUGUCGACCUCUGGAAGAGGACGUCAUCUGACGGUACUGUUCCCUUCAGAAAAUAUAGGUGUUUGUCUGUAGUCACUUUUAACUUUUGCGUUUUUGUAAUUUUUCACUUUUGAGUCGGCAAAAACAAGUACGGGGAAGCGGACGGCGACCUUAACCCUAACCCUAACCUCAACCUUAACCGUUAACCCUAACGGCAACCCUGACCCUAACCGAAAUCGUAAAUGUAACCGUAGUCCUUAGACAUAGCCGUAACUGAAAAACUUACUCAUAAUACUGGAACCUAAUCGUACGCUCAAACCUUAACUACAACCCGAAAACCUAAGCCUAAAAGCGUAACACUAACCCGAAAAUCGGAAACCAUUAACCGGUACCCUAAGCCUAACCUUAAAGGUAAAAGGGAAGCCAAAUGAGUCAGAUGUGAUUAUGAAACCCCACAAAAUAGCCCCAGUAAGCGAACCCCCCCGUCACCUGUAAGGCGGGGGCUGGCUACCAACUGCGAUCUAGCCCAAGUACGGAUGCUGCAAGAUCCUUUUACUCUGCCGUAUUCGAUGGUUUACGGCGAGAGAACGUGAACAGAGACAAAGAAGUAACUCAACCAUGGAGAGUUUGGGAUCUCACUCACUUUAAUUUCUAGGUUGUUUCCACUUAACGCAUAGUAUCAUGACCCUUGUAAGUUUGACAAAACCAAAAUGCCCGUUUCCUUCUGGGUUCGUCCCCUUAAAGUCGUCCUCGCUUUCGACGUGAAGCUGAAAAAAUUUUGCUCUUAUUACCUUUGUGCACCUUGCUUUCCUUUUAGGCAAUGGGAAGCUGAACAGACCAAACAGAAGCCCAGUCUCGUACGUGCUGUUGCGCGCACCUUUCGACGUGACCUCCUUGUCCUGACGUUGAUCUACUUCCUCCAGGUGCGAUUCGCCGGCCAAAAAUCUCUGUCGGCUAAGUUAUGGAAAGAGUUUUUAUGUUUUUACCGACAAAGACAAGGGAGACUGGAAUGGCCAUUUCUGGCUUAUUGGCUGUCUUCAGCCAGUCAUACCCAACCCCGAAGUGUGGGACACCUGGAGCUCGAUCCCGUGGCCUGCUAGUUAGAAGUCCAACGCCUCUAACCACUGGGCCACAGGCUCGUUGUCCUGCCGGUUUUGAUGGGGAAUAUACAAUGGUAGCGGGACGCCCACCGAUCAUGCACCGCUGUGUGGCUGCUAGUUGGGCCCGAGAGAGAUCCUGUAAGGCCCAACGGGACGAGUGAGUUCCGUAAGAACGAUCGGUGAGCACCCCUCUACCAAACAGCUUUCAGUUUCACUCAUUAAAGAAUGUGUGCACCCAGAGUACGUACUACUUGUUUUGCCCACAAAAUCUUUUUAACUUUCUGAAUAGGUUUAUUACUGUAGCACCUACUGGGCACUGUCAGUCUCCUUUGAACACAGGGAAAAAACCUGAACCAAACCCAUCCAUUUCAGCCGCACUUUGACUUCACUUGUUUUGAAUUUCUGCUUUUUAAGUAGAGCGCGGAUGGAAAAUACGUUUUAAGUUGAAAAAAUUCGAGUUCCAAGGCAAAAUAAUAGCAAGAGUUGCCUGAAAACUUCCACUUUUCAUAGCAGCAGUCUUCUGGCCUUUGCCUCUGUUCAUUUCGUUUCUUGCAGCAGCCGCUGCUGCAGCGAUCUGUCCGAGCCUAUCACAGGACUUUGUGUAAAUGGCGAGGAGAGUGCUGUUUUAUGUACUCCGCCGGUGCAUUUUAGUUGUUCUAGGCUGAUGUCAGACUACGCCGGUCUUAAAAUAGGUCAUGACCCGUGUAGUUCAUUAUUAACUAGACCGCGAACUUUUUGGUGUUUGCAAAGUCCUCUACAAAAGCACACGAGGACCACCAAAACAGACCUAGUGGACCCAGAGAUUGAUUUUCCCAAACCGGAAAUGAUCGCCUCGGUAUUCAAAGGUGUUUGCGCAGUUGCGACAUUGGGCCAUUGGGUUAAUAGAUUACUUCUCCAAUUUCUGAUCCGAGGCUCCUGUCAGGCAGGUGAAGUAUAACUGAACCAGUACAUGGGAUUCGCUCAGUGGGUGAAAAUUUUUUUUUCGGUUACGUUGGAAUUCCUGAACUCUGCGUGAGCCUUCCAAUUGACUGAACGACCAAGCUGAACUUGAGCGUGUCUAGCCUUGCAGCCUGACUGUCGAGCCAGCCGUUUCAAACUUUGCGUAGGAAUCUUCCGCCAAUUGAUGGUCAUGCGGAGCCACCAUUCAGUGGGUGAUUACCUUCUGACGUGAAACUGGAUGAAUUGUACGUGAUUACUGUUGUCACAAGUAAAGUCAUGUUAGCUGAGCAGGUCAAUCCACUCUGGACCAUGAAACCUCCCUCCGCUCAGUGUCACUUUUCUCCAUUCGAGAUGACAGGAGACCCAUUCUGAAGACUGAAAAUGUAAACAGUUGCCUCCCGUCUAUUCAGAUAUUUGCGCCUGACGUACUAAAACCUGCACUAAUAGUACCCGGGAUGCGCGUGACCAAUAGCUCAUGCAGUUUUCUGUUUUCGUUGAAGUAGAAGCAAAAUUGUAAACAAAUUUAGGCGUUAUUUUGGUAACAAUAACAAUGAUCGCCGGGUGCUUUUUCAAGAUAUUUUAGCCGCACAUUCCCCUCUGAGUUUGAGAUGUUGGCGUCCGUCAUUCUGUCAUCGUUAACAUUGUUUUUUAACUGUUUUGUGUAAUGAGUUUCGAAAUGUAUAAUUUCCCCUUCGUGCACGUUUUGUGACAAUAACGGAAUAAUGCUCAAUCAUACUUUAGAUUUGUAUCGGAGAUUUGGAAACGCCAUCUGUAUUCCAGUUUAUGCAGCCUGUUGACCUCUCGGAAGUUUUCUGGUUUUGCUGAAGUUACUCUUAUUAUGGGUCUCGGGGAUAGUAUGAGGUUUAGAACCCUCUGAAGCAGUUAAGAUUGGUAGGACUGAUUCUCCGCUGUCAGAGAAUGUGCAGUUUAAGUGCGCGAUGACAUAAAGACCCGGUUAUUUUCUCCAUACUAAUCAGUGGUUUGUUGCACGUUCUUUUCACCUCCAACCUGGCUUCCCCCGUGUGAAGUUAUUGGGCGGUAUAUUGGAUAUGACGAAACUUGCCAGGGUAACUGUACACCACCAAGUCAAAAGUUAUUAAGCGUCCCGAGAGAAGGAUCCCUCAGGCGUUCAAACUCUUCAUCCCACUCGUUCACCCCUGUCUUACCUGGCUAAAUACAGGGCACAGUUUGCGUUUAUAAUCUGGUCUUUUAUGCUCAGAAUCCGGCCUACUUGGAGGAAAAGUUGCAGCACAAGUCUCCAGUGUAUUUGUUGUCGUCCUUUUUGCUGUCUUCCAGACCGCCUGCCUUACCUACAGACCUAUCGUAAUGCGCGAUCUGCUCCGCGCCCUCUUCCUCAUCAAGGAGUCCUCGCAGAUCAUGCCCGCCUGCCUUCUCACCGCGGCCCUUCUCGGUUUAACACUUUGCUCGACGGCCCUGAAAAACGCCAGCUUCUGGAACGCCUUAUGCGGUGGUAUGCGCCUCCGACUCUCCAUGUCAGGCCUCAUCUUUAAUAAGGUACGCAGUUAGCACAAGAAACCCAAGAGAAUGACAUCCGCUUUAUUCAUCUUUUGUCUUGCCCUCGGGUGUAGUGCAGACUGCAGUGUUCGACAGGCCUGAUAACCGCGGUCGUCUAGACUGUAGUGUGGAACUCUAGACUCACUGGAAUUUCUCCCACCACCCUUUGAAAAGAUGCCAUGUUUACCGAAUGCUAACGCUUUUAAAGCACUGCGUACGUUUCAGAAUGCAAAACUCGUUUUUGGUAGCCAGGCCUGUCGAAACAAACGAAAAUGUUAAUUUAAGGAGCAAUUGACAGGAAGGGGACGGGGUGGUCGGCACAAGAAUUUCCGCCCUAGAUUUUGGAUGCGCACUGUAACCAGCAUCAGCAUCAUCAGAGGCACGGAGGUUGCAGUAUUUAUAUGAUGCAGUUGCCGUGCCGACACAUACCUACCGAAAUUGGCGGCUCUCGAAUUUAUCGCAUUUGGUUGUAGUUAGUACGACGAUGACUUCAUUGUCCUCAGCGUUGUUCUUCCCUUUUACCGUCUCCACAUUUCGUUCAGUGCAUUUUCCACAUUAUAAAUUACAGGAGUAAGUAGACCAUGGACUCCUUAAAUCCACCCCUGGUCCAUCAAGUAAUUUCUCUAUUUCCCUUUUUCAGAUGCUCACAUUGAAUCAGAAAGCCAUGGCUACUGCGUCGCUCGGUAACAUAAUUACCCUCGUCUCCGUGGAUGUUCAGAAACUAGAGGCGGUAAGUUAA
This is a messenger RNA of Spirometra erinaceieuropaei, 20713 nucleotides long. NCBI's taxonomy places the organism in Eukaryota, Metazoa, Platyhelminthes, Cestoda, Diphyllobothriidea, Diphyllobothriidae. The record is from the annotation of a GenBank genome assembly.